Messenger RNA from Drosophila montana, 1300 nucleotides. RefSeq names its product deoxynucleoside kinase (gene dnk). Bases 105 to 935 code for a protein of 276 amino acids. The record is from RefSeq and is a predicted model, not a curated record. Gene Ontology annotation, biological process: nucleobase-containing compound metabolic process. Gene Ontology annotation, cellular component: cytoplasm. Gene Ontology annotation, molecular function: ATP binding; deoxynucleoside kinase activity. NCBI's taxonomy places the organism in Eukaryota, Metazoa, Arthropoda, Insecta, Diptera, Drosophilidae. The transcript has 4 exons.
UCGUUGCCCGCUGUUUUCGAGUAUUCCCCGCAAUUGGACUUAUAAAAAAAUAAACAAAUUUGAUAAAUGCAGACAACCUAACAACAAUCCAUAUUUUCUAACUUAUGAUGAAUUUACAUAAGAUGCCGGGCUCACCAAAAAUCAUCAAGCAAAUAUAUAAACGCUUAGCUUUAAUGAUGGCCACGGCAAAAGCAUGCACAAGCAAUGGCCGAAAGUACGCCCAGGACACACAGCCCUUCACGGUGCUGAUUGAGGGAAACAUUGGCAGUGGCAAGACGACAUUUUUGAACCACUUUCAGAAAUAUGACAAGGAUGUCUGCCUGAUCACAGAACCAGUCGAGAAGUGGCGCAAUGUAAACGGUGUCAACUUGCUGGAAAAAAUGUACAAGGAUCCACACAAAUGGGCUAUGCCUUUUCAGUCAUACGUCACAUUAACGAUGCUCCAGGCGCACACGGCACCGACGGCUAAAAAAUUGAAAAUAAUAGAACGCUCUAUUUACAGUUCACGAUAUUGCUUUGUUGAGAAUAUGUUCCGCAAUGGCUCCUUGGAGCUGGGCAUGUACAACACACUGCAAGAGUGGUACAAGUUCAUCGAGGAAUCGAUACACGUGCAGUCCGAUCUGAUUAUAUAUCUUCGCACCUCGCCCGAAGUGGCGUAUGAACGUAUACGUCAGCGCGCCCGUUCCGAGGAGAGCUGCGUACCAUUGAAGUAUUUACAGGAGUUGCAUGAGCUGCACGAGGAUUGGCUCAUACACCAUAGGCGUCCACAGCAAUGCAAGGUUCUUGUGCUAAAUGCCGAUCUUAAUCUAGAAAAUAUUGGCAGUGAAUAUCAGCGUUCCGAGUCGAGCAUUUUUGAUGCAAUCUCAGGGGCGCAUCAGCAACAGCCUACUGCGGUGCUGGUAUCGCCCAGUAAACGCCAAAGAUUAUCUAGUUAACCAACUUGGCCUCGGGUCGCCGAAAUCAGACGAUCAAUAAACCCGGACAAAGUUUACAUAAGCAAACACUUUUAUAAUCUUACGAAAUUCUGCUCCUGGUUAUAUUCGCCCAGGACAUCAUGUAAAUGGCUUCAGCUAUUGUUCUUUAUAAGAUAGUAAUCGCAUUUCAUACAUCACAAAUAUUUUAAAUUUUACCAAUAUAAAUUGUAAUUUUAUUGAAAGCAGUGCUCGAUAGUGUAAUUAGAAAUUUUAUUUAUGACACCUUCAGUUCUAACAAUUUUAUUCAAUGUUAUAUCCUAUACAAAAAACCUACAUUGUAAGCUAAAAUGUUUAAUAAAAGCAAUUCUGUCUUUGCGCUUAAACAA